AUGACCCGUUGCUCUUCAGCAGCUAGCUUCCAAUUCCAAGCCCGACAACAGUCAAAUUCUGAUAAUGCUCAACCAGGCUCUCACUCAGCUUCAUGCCCAGCAGCAGCAGCUCCAGGUAUGCUGCCAGAAUUGCCUGCCCAACUUCAAUGUAGCUCACGCAGCGAGGCACUUCGAUCAGAUGAGCAUUUACCGUAUUCGUGUACGGUAGUCAGCGGCGCUUUAAUGGAGUACGCGGCUAAGCACCUCAACGAGACAGAAGAAACCAGAAAAAAGGGACUCAAGGAGCUUCGAGAGCUGCUGAAAAAAGACAAAGAGUUGCUGUUUACCGACGAGGACAUCUUUCUCCUUUGCUUUCUGAGGUCGAGAAAAUUCGACGUCAAGCGUUCGGCCGAGUUGCUUCGACGUGGCCUGGAAUUUGUCGACUCCAACAGCAAACUCAUUGACCGCAGCGACGCCUUCAAUGUUGUCCGAAAGACGAUGGAAGCCAACGUCAUCGGUUUUCUGCCCUACAGAGACAGGCAAGGAAAAGCUAUUCUCUAUUGCCGGGCAGAGCCAUGGGAUCCAAAAGAACUGCCUCCCGAGGACGCCAUCUUCGGAAGCAUCGUAGCAAUCCAGACGGCAAUGGACAAUCCGGUGAACCAGAUUGCCGGUUUCGUCGUUAUACUUGACCUUGACGAGCUGAAGAUGACGCAGGUCAUCGCUAUGGUUCCUUGGCUGGUGUUUGGAAUUCAAGCCUUACAAAGUUGCUGUCCAUGCUUAGUGAAACAGUUCCACGUCAUCAAUACGCCCUCCAUCUUUAAAGUUGGCUGGAAAUUAGUGAAACCAAUUAUAAGUACAAAAAUCCGUAAGCGGAUAUCUUUCCACAAGAGCAGCAACUGGACGGCUCUGCACAACAUAGUGCCUCCGACGCUGCUGCCUACAGAGCUUGGAGGGCAGUUGGGUCCGUUCAAUAACGAGCACUGGGCGAAAGACACGGACACCAUGGUUCGAGAAUGCUAUAAGAAGUUCCAAGCGAAUGGAAUCCUUUCGAAGAAGAAGCAGAUUGCAGUACCCUUAGAGCCUGAAUUCAAUUCAUGUUGUAAUAUGUGAG
Molecule: messenger RNA, 1090 nt
Organism: Uloborus diversus
Lineage: Eukaryota; Metazoa; Arthropoda; Arachnida; Araneae; Uloboridae
Product: retinaldehyde-binding protein 1-like
Exons: 6
Coding region: 1-1089 (362 amino acids)
Cellular component (GO): membrane
Molecular function (GO): phosphatidylinositol bisphosphate binding
Source: RefSeq, a predicted model, not a curated record